AUCUUGCUUAAUUGCUGCUGCUAUAUGGGUCGGAUUUGCGAUGGCUUUUCGGUUCUGGGGAAGAUUUUGAGGGGCGGUUAUAGGCCAGGCACUGUGACUUUCACUAUUUUAAUUCGGUGUUUGUGUAUGAAAGACAAGAUUGGUGAAGCAACUAGGUUGUUUAGAAACAUGUCUAUGUUUGGAUGUUUUCCUAACGCAAUUACUUAUGGUACCAUUAUUGGUGCCCUUUGUAAGCAUGGUAGGGUUGAGAAUGCAAAACAACUUUUCUUGGAAAUGAAAAAUAGAGGAAUUUCUCCAAAUUUGAAUGCUUAUAACUCCAUCCUUCAUGGUUUAUGUUGUUUGGAGAAUUUGGAGGCAGCAAAAGGCUUAUUCCUCAAGAUGCUGGAUGAAAGAGUGCAGGCUGAUGUGGUAACCUUCAAUGUUUUGAUAGAUGCGCUUAGCAAAAAAGGGAGGAUGGCUGAAGCAAAUGAAUUAAUAGACUUGAUGAUUAAGAGAGGUCAUCAUCCUGAUAGAGUUACUUAUAACAUUAGAAUCAAUGCACUUUGUAAAGAAGGCAAGAUGGAAGAAGCAAAUAAAUUGGUGGAUUUGAUGAUUAAACAUGGUCAGCAUCCUAAUACAGUAACUUAUAACACAUUGAUUAAUGCACAUUGCAAGGAAGGAAGGAUGAAAGAAGCAAAGGCACUGUUUGAGUUGAUGACUCAGCGAGGUCAACAUCCCAACACUGUAACUUAUAACACAUUCAUUGAUGCACUCUGCAAAGAAGGAAGGAUGGAAGAAGCAAGUAAAUUGGUAGAUUUGAUGAUUCAACAAGGUCAGCAUCCUGACACAGUAACUUAUACCACAUUGCUUGAUGCGCUCUGCAAAAAAGGAAGGAUUAAUGGAGCAAUUAAAUUGGUAGAUUUGAUGAUUCAGCAAGGUCGGUAUCCCAACAGAGUAACGUAUAACACUUUGAUUGGCAGACUUUGCAAAGAGGGGAGGAUAGAAGAAGUGAAUGUAUAUUAUGUAUUUUUAGACUCAAUGAUUAAGAGAGGUCAACAUCCUGACACAGUAACUUACACCACAUUGAUUGACGUGCUCUGCAAAGAAGGAAAGCUGGAAGAAGCAAAUAAAUUGGUAAUUUUGAUGAUCGAUCAAGGUCAGCAUCCUAACACAGUAACUUAUAGCACGUUAAUUGAUGCCCUUUGCAAAAAAGGAAGGAUGAAAGAUGCAAAUAAAUUGGUAGAAUUGAUGAUUCAGCAAGGUCAACAUCCUAACACAAUUACUUAUAACAUCAUGAUCAAUGGGUUGUGUAAAAAUGGGCAACUAGAGAAGGCAAAAGACUUUUUAAGCGAAAUGGAGGUGAAGGGUUGUGCUCCGAAUGUGGUGACAUUUAAUACACUGAUUUCUUGUUUUGCUGACAACAAGGACACCUCCAAAAUUGUGGAACUGCUAUGGAGAAUGGCAGAGAAAAACUUAUCACCUAAUACAAUCACCAUUUCCUUCGUCUUAAGUUUACUGUUUAAAUUGAAUGAUGAAAUGCGUCAAGAAUUUCUGAACUUGCUUCCAACAUUUUCUACCCGAGAGCAACCGCGCAGAUGACGAACUGAAACUUGGUUGGCUAAGUUGAGUUUUGGGUUGCAUUAAAUCAUUCGUCAGAUUCAUGAAGAUUGAGGAUAGAGCAGUCAAGUAGGAUAUGCUAUGUUUCCGUUUUCUCUUUGGUUGUUUGCAGCCUCCUCUGUAAUACUAGUUGUUAUGCAUGAAUAAAAGAAAAUUUGUUUC
Rubroshorea leprosula is the source of this 1758-nucleotide messenger RNA. NCBI's taxonomy places the organism in Eukaryota, Viridiplantae, Streptophyta, Magnoliopsida, Malvales, Dipterocarpaceae. The record is from the annotation of a GenBank genome assembly.